CAGCGGCAUUCCGGGCGAGGCCGGGGCGUUCGAGCAUUCGCUUCCGAUUUGAUCACACCCGCCGGAGAUGGAGUCGAAAAGCUAGCGUCGAGUCAUGAAGAUGCACGAGUCCGAGUCCUCUUAUUAGAUCAGUAGCACUCAGCUCGCACCGCUUGGCCAGUGUGAUUGACGAUCCGGAGGAGGAGCAGGCUCUUAUCGGUGAGCAAAAUCAAGACGGAUCCGGAAUUUGAACACUAUUGUCAUUGACUGUCCCUUUUAGAAAAGCGAUGAAUCUUCUGACACUAGACGAAGACAGUCUUUCUGCCAUUGUUGCACAUUUGAGCUGCGAUGACGCGCUCAGACUCUCACUCGUGGCCCGUUCUAUCCACACCAUCGCAAAGCACCACGCGCUGAAGCAUGUCACCAUUUACACUUACGACGGCCUGGUCAAAUUCUGCUGGUAUAUGCUCAACGACAUGCGUCACCGUCUGUCGUGCAUCGUUUCAUUCAUAGGGGAAUUAUGGAUCUUGAAUGACGCAGAGAUGGACGAGAGCAGCUUCUUGGGUCCGCCACUAGUCACGAUAGAGGAGUAUGAAGCAGCGGGCGCGCUCCUUGCAGGUGUGCUCGAGAGAGCGUGCAACCUCAGAACAUUCGUUCUCAACCGAGCGGAGGUCUGGAUGGAGUACGAACCUCGUAUAGCCGACGCGGUCAUCGUCAUGCGCCGCCUGAACGAACUGGUGUUGCGGGACAUCGGGCCUAUGGUUUCACGCGUUAUCCACAACAUGCAGUCCAAGCCCUGGAAGCUGGCAAUACCAGAAAUAGAUGUCAGCUCGUACUACGUGCACAACAUAUUCCCGCUGGACGACGGCCUUCGCCUACCUUUCGUCCGUCAUCUCACAGCGUACGGCAACAUGGCCUUGCCAUCCGUCGCCGGUCUAGUGCGCGUGUUUCCCAAUAUACGCUCGCUGGAUCUAGGAAACACCUACCAGGUCAAGGAACCCCCGAUCGAAGGCAUACUAGAGAUCAACUGGCCGCACCUCGAGCAUCUCGAGGGCAUGCCCGAGACACUGGCAAAAUGGCGAAACAUGACCCCGAUACACUCGGUGCGCCUGUGGAGAGACUUCGACGCUCGCUACCACAGAAACCCCAGGCUGCUUGAAGGAGUGCGCUCUGCACAACCUGUGGCACUGGCGAUCUCGUUUGGCUCCGCAGCCGAUGCAGGGUACUGGAACGAUAUCGUGUCGGUAUCUUCUAAGCUGCGAUACCUCCGCGUGGAUGUAUGCAGCACCCGAUAUUCGAGGAGUUGGCAACAGGAUCUAGAGACGUCGUUUGCUAAAAUCAUACCUACUCUUGCAAAGUCGACAAUCAUCUGCUUGGAGAUCUUGUGCUGCCUUCCCGAGCGCACGGAGAAGAAUGAGAAUGACAACAUGUCGGACCGCGCAUGCAACGACGUUGCAGAACACGAGAGCUGCGAAUCCAUCUGUUCCACCUUGCCGGCUGCAGUGGCCUCGAUUCCUACACUGAAGUACCUGUCGCUCCACACAUAUACCUAUUACGGGCAGCCGAUAGACGGGUUAUCCGAGCAUCCACUGACGGGAGGGCCUAUUGGUGGAGUUACGAUGGUUCGGGCGUCGAGAGAAUCGCAAUGCCCAUGGAUGCGACGAGGGGGAGGCGCAUCGCUGCGUAUCUGCGUUCUCCAGCAUAUGAUCACACGAAGGAAUUUUCUGAUACCACGGUGUUGUGACACCAGAUGUGUUGAGAUCUGGCAUCGCGGUCAGGACGGAUGGUACGCUCAAUGGGAUAAAGGCAAGUUAAGACAUAUGGGCGCACCUCACUCGCAGUAUGUUAGGUUGUGUGUUUGCACGCAUGUGGUGAUAGAACUCGGAUGUAGUAGAUAUACACCUGUCACGAAGGCAUUCUAAUGCGUGUCCGAAAGAUAGACUGCGACAUAUAUUAAAUGGCACA
This is a messenger RNA of Fomitopsis serialis, 1944 nucleotides long. RefSeq lists its product as uncharacterized. The transcript has 3 exons. Bases 267 to 1901 code for a protein of 544 amino acids. The record is from RefSeq and is a predicted model, not a curated record. Lineage: Eukaryota; Fungi; Basidiomycota; Agaricomycetes; Polyporales; Fomitopsidaceae.